AUGUCAAUCCAACCACCUCUGACCCUGAACCAAAAGCCUGCCGAGAUAAUCGGCAUCACUGCUACGAAAGAGGAGGACUUCCCACAAUGGUAUCAAGAAGUGGUAGUCAAAGCCGGAAUGGUCGAGUAUUAUACAGAAAUUGCUGGGCUCUUUGUCCUCCGCCCGCUGACUAUGUUCAUUUGGAAUGAGCUACGCAAAUGGUUCCAGAGCCAUCUCGACGAAAUGGACAUUGGCGAAGCAGCAUUCCCUCUGUUUCUGUCGGCCAAGUCACUGGCAAAGGAAAAAGAUCACAUUGAAGGCUUUGCACCAGAACUGGCAUGGAAACUAGACGUUCCCGUAGCUAUUCGUCCGACCUCCGAGGCAAUCAUGUAUCCCUAUUACAGCAAAUGGAUCAGAAGUCACCGAGAUCUUCCAUUGCGACUGAACCAGUGGAACUCUGUUGUGCGUUGGGAAACAAAACAAACGACACCCUUCCUGCGCACCCGCGAAUUUCUCUGGCAAGAAGGUCAUACAGCUCAUCUGACAGAAGAGCAGGCGGGAAUCGAGGUUCUGGAGAUCUUGGAGCUAUAUGCACAGCUCUAUGAAGAUCUUCUGGCGGUGCCCGUUGUCCGUGGUCGAAAGACGGAAAAUGAACGAUUCGCUGGGGGGUACUAUACAAUGACCUUGGAAGGAUACAUCCCAUCCAACGGACGAGGCAUCCAGGGAGCUACAUCGCACUGUCUGGGUCAGAACUUCAGCAAGAUGUUUGACAUCUCUGUUGAAGAUCCGGCCGGCUCGGGGCGACUCUAUGUCUGGCAGAACUCGUGGGCGUUUUCAACACGAGUCAUCGGCGUUAUGGUCAUGAUCCACGGCGACAAUAAGGGACUGGUUCUACCGCCUCGCGUGGCCCAGACCCAGAUCGUGAUGGUGCCCGUCGGCAUCAACAGGAAGACCUCAGCCGAAGAUAAGGACCGUCUGAUGGACCAGCUGUACGAGAUGCGCAAGAUGUUGAAGAAGUUGGGCCUCCGCGUCGAGGUCGACACGCGUGAAGGAUACACUCCAGCGUGGAAGUUCAACGACUGGGAGAUGAAGGGUGUUCCCUUGAGAAUGGAAUUCGGACCAAAAGACGCGAAAAGUCAUGUCGUCAGCUAUGCCGUCAGGCACAACAACGAAAAGGGAACGAUACCUGUUGCCGAGAUUGGGCCCCAGGCGACCAGGCUGCUCGAACAGAUCCAGAAGGGUAUGUACGACAAGGCGAAUCUAGCAUACAGCCAGCAUCGCAAAGUCAUUGGAAAUUGGGACGAGGUUACUCCCGCCUUGGACAGCAAGAAUGUGGUCCUGAUCCCAUUUUGUCUUGAUGGUAAAUGUGAAGAGCGCAUCAAGCAGUUGACGACCAAGGAGGAUGACUUGGGCGACCAGAGAACCGCCUCAAUGGGAAUGAAGAGUCUGUGCAUUCCGUUUGAGCAGCCUAGUGAGAUUGAAGAGGGACGCAAGUGUUUGAACCCAGAAUGUGACAGGUUGGCGCAGAAGUGGACGCUUUUUGGAAGAAGCUACUAA
This is a messenger RNA of Fusarium odoratissimum NRRL 54006, 1536 nucleotides long. Its product is annotated as prolyl-tRNA synthetase. Gene Ontology annotation, biological process: prolyl-tRNA aminoacylation. NCBI's taxonomy places the organism in Eukaryota, Fungi, Ascomycota, Sordariomycetes, Hypocreales, Nectriaceae. Bases 1 to 1536 code for a protein of 511 amino acids. The transcript has 3 exons. Gene Ontology annotation, cellular component: aminoacyl-tRNA synthetase multienzyme complex; cytoplasm. Gene Ontology annotation, molecular function: ATP binding; proline-tRNA ligase activity. The record is from RefSeq and is a predicted model, not a curated record.